CUCUUUUUUAAAGGGGGGGUGCCACUGUCGGACCUGCUCUUCUCUAGCCGGUGGGGAAAGGAGAUCGACUUUGUUCCUAACUCUCCCUGCUUGACACCAACUUGCGUUAGGGACAACGUUAAACCUCUCAAGUGUAUUUUUCCCCUUCUACUUAAGGCUCUGAGAAGAGGCGUUCUUGCGACCACCAGGUGACUAUAGCCAUGAAGUGGGGCUGGGUGAUUCUGGGGGUCUUCCUAUCCUUGGGGACCCUUUCCUGGGGGGAGAAGGGCUUAGAGAUCCCCGAGUAUGAUGGCAAAGACCGCGUCCAUGACCUCAGCGCCAAGAACUACAAGUCCAUCAUGAAGAAGUAUGACGUGAUGGUGAUCUACUACCACAGAAACGUGGAUGGGAACCGCAUGGCCACGAAGCAGUUACAGAUAGAGGAGCUGGCUUUGGAGUUGACCACAAGUCAAGCAGCACUUAUCUUUCAGCUUGCAGCCCAAGUUCUAGGGGAUUUUGAUGAUGAGGACAUUGGAUUCGGUCUGGUGGAUGAAAAGAAGGACUCUGCUGUUGCCAAGAAGCUUGGUUUUGAUGAGGUGGAGAGCAUCUACAUCUUUGCCGACAAUGAGAUCAUCGAGUACGAUGGAGAGCUGGCAGCUGACACCCUGGUGGAGUUCCUCUAUGAUGUGAUUGAAUACCCCGUGGAGAUCAUUGACAACGAGCGUGAGCUGAAGGGUUUCCACAACAUGGACGAGGUCAUCAAGUUGGUUGGCUAUUUCAAGAGCGAGAAAUCUCCUCACUUCGUUGAGUUUGAUGACGCUGCUGAGGAGUUCCACCCCUUCGUCAAAUUCUUUGCCACAUUUGACCCAAAGAUCGCCAAGAAGCUGAAGCUCAAGAUGAAUGAAGUUGACUUCUAUGAGCCCUUCAUGGAGGAACCUGUCACCAUUCCAGGAAAGCCCUACAUUGAGUCUGAGCUUGUUGAAUACAUUGAACAGCAUGACAGGCCCACUCUGAGGAAGCUUGAACCUCACAGCAUGUAUGAGAUCUGGGAGGAUGAUAUUGAUGGAGAGCACAUUGUUGCCUUUGCUGAGGAAGAUGACCCAGACGGUUAUGAAUUCCUGGAAAUCCUGAAGGAGGUGGCUCGCGAGAACACUGAUGACCCCAACCUCAGCAUAAUCUGGAUUGACCCCGACAAUUUCCCCCUGCUGGUUCCAUACUGGGAGAAAACCUUUGGCAUCGACCUCUCUUCUCCCCACAUUGGUGUGGUUGAUGUUGAUGACGCCGACAGCGUGUGGAUGGAAAUGGAUGACCAGGAUGACAUGCCCACAGCUGAUGAGCUGGAGCAGUGGAUCGAGGACGUUCUGUCAGGAAAGAUCGACCCAGAUGAUGAUGAUGACGACGAUGAUGACGACGAUGAUGACGAUGAAGAUGAUGACGACGACGACGAUGAUGACGAUGAUGAUGAUGAUGACGACGAUGAUGACGAUGAUGACGAUGACGAUGAUGAUGACGAUGAUGAUGACGAUGAUGAUGACGAUGAUGAUGACGAUGAUGAUGAUGAUGACGAUGAUGAAUAAAAGUUUACCAUCUUUCACUUCACUAUAAUUUAGCCAGAAAUGAUGAAAUCCAAAAGUAGCAGCAGUUUUUUUUUUAUUCUAACAUCUUGCAGCAAAUACACGUGUCUGUUUGCUUCCUGUAUGGUUUCUGGUAAGGGACAAAUAUAAUGGCCCUAUGAGAAACUUUUACUGUCAGUCAGACAAGGAGAGGAUUUGCAUCUCUGUUGAUGAACAGGGUUGCAGCUUAAAAUGUUAUACGUCCUUUGUUACUGUAUUGAAAUAUGCUAAUCUCUCACCUCUGAGGUUUACAAUGAAUGUGAGCAGCAUAUGAGAGGCUAACUUCCCUGACAAUUUCUACCUAAUGUCGCAGACUGGGGUUCACCCCUUUUGUCAUUUUCUCCAAUUAACUGUAAUCCUGUUUCAAUGACAUGUUUUCUACUUGAUGAAGAGAAGAAACAAAUAUUUUAUUGUACUAUUUUUAAAGAGAACUACAACUAAACUCACUGGACAAGUCUUAAGAUUAUUACAAUCUUGGAAAAGGAUUAAGGUACCGGAUGACAAAAAAAUACAAAAUAAUUUGUUUCUGCUCUCAUAUUAAAAAUGAAAGACAAAAAUAUUUAAAAACCAAUGUUUGUUAUUGUUUUCAUUGCUUUGAGAUUCUUUACAAUUUAUACUGUGUGUUUGUGUGGUCUGCAGGCAAUGAAGUUUGAGCAUUACUAUACCAACAUACAUAAUUAGCAAUAA
Molecule: messenger RNA, 2279 nt
Organism: Sander lucioperca (pikeperch)
Lineage: Eukaryota; Metazoa; Chordata; Actinopteri; Perciformes; Percidae
Gene: casq1b
Product: calsequestrin 1b
Exons: 12
Coding region: 201-1556 (451 amino acids)
Biological process (GO): regulation of skeletal muscle contraction by regulation of release of sequestered calcium ion
Cellular component (GO): sarcoplasmic reticulum lumen
Molecular function (GO): calcium ion binding
Source: RefSeq, a predicted model, not a curated record